Messenger RNA from Lytechinus pictus (painted urchin), 4864 nucleotides. RefSeq lists its product as uncharacterized. Gene Ontology annotation, biological process: regulation of transcription by RNA polymerase II. The coding region runs from base 336 to 2267 and encodes 643 amino acids. The transcript is spliced from 8 exons. Gene Ontology annotation, molecular function: nuclear receptor activity; zinc ion binding; RNA polymerase II cis-regulatory region sequence-specific DNA binding. The record is from RefSeq and is a predicted model, not a curated record. NCBI's taxonomy places the organism in Eukaryota, Metazoa, Echinodermata, Echinoidea, Temnopleuroida, Toxopneustidae. Gene Ontology annotation, cellular component: nucleus.
AGGUGCAUCAAGUUUUGAAGACUGGUAAACAUGGUGAAGACGUCAUAAUUUCAUGGAAGCUGUAUGGAAGAGAACUGCGAAGAAUCAAUCGACCAACAAAACGUUGGUAGAACAAAAGUAAUACAUUGGCGCAGCAUUUGCAAAAGAUUGACUUAAACAAGGAAGGAAGAAGGGUAAUUGUAUGAAAGUAAAACGAGAAAAUAAUAUCUUCGAGGAACUUGCAGGGGAACUUGGUUAACAGACAAUACUCUAUGUACAUGUGACGGAUUCUGCUCUACUUUUGUGACUUGACACACGAGAACGUUUUGCUGAGAUAUUCAUAUGUUGGUAGCAGUAUGCAUAACUUAGAGUUGCAGCUUGACCUACCGUAUCAGUCGAUCACUUUACAAGAUGAGUUAGGAUCUAUCCAGCCGCCGAGCAGCCGUAAGAUCCCCUGUCAGGUAUGUGGUGCGAUGUCGUCUGGUCUUCAUUUCGGAGUAUUCACUUGCGAAGGAUGCAAGUGUUUUUACAGAAGGAGCAUCCGAGAAGGGGCGAACUACGCAUGUGCGAAGGAACGAAGCUGCGAAAUCACCAUGGAAACGCGGAAUUCUUGUCGAUUUUGCCGAUUUCAAAAAUGUAUUGGUCUUGGAAUGUCAAAAGAAGGUAUCAAGUUAGGCCGCCGGCCGAAGGUAGAAAAUGAGCCUUUGCAACAUAUGUGCUACACAAACAGAAGAGACAUGGGUUCGAUACCCAUUGUAGCGGGAAGUCCACGGAGUCUGUCAUGGUCCCCAACAUUCAACUCGCAUAUGCCUGGACACCCGGACUACGUCCAGUCCAACUAUAAAGACCUGGAUAUCGAUGCCAUGUCCAAGUAUGGAAUCGGUUUACAUAGUGAGGGAUGCUAUAGCCUGAAACACGAGACAAUGUCCCAGUGCGACCAUUGUAACGAACCGUUCCCAAACCAGUAUCCAUACUCUGGUGGUCAUCAUGGUCAUGACGAUAUGGCGAGCUAUGGACCUAUGGAUGGGAUCGUACCAACUUCGAAUAUGACGUGGAAGAUGGAAGCUACGUAUAGCGCUACAAGCUGUGUUCAGAACAACUACUCCAUGAUGACGCGUUCUCCGGGCACGACCACGCCCAUCAAUUCAACACAAGGGGAUGCUUGGCAAGUAUCCCAGCAAAGUCCCUCGACCAUAAGUGAGGUGUCAUCCGAUGACCAGUGGGACAACGGAGUCAGACCACAUUCAGGAACGGCACCGGUGAGCUUGACAAUCCCUGAGGUGCAAGCAGGAGCUGUAGCUGCUUUGGCAUAUGCCAACCUUUAUAGAGACAAGACGGUAGAUCAAUCCGAAGACCACAACCAGAUGAUAUCCACAGCUGAUAGAGUAGGUGAUUCAAACCCUGCGGAUAUCGGGCAUUCAAAAAGCUAUACGGAAUUGGUUCCUCGAAGGACAGCUUCUUGUGAGGACAACUAUGAAUCGGAGUGGCAUAGUCAGCGACUAGACCUUCCUCCAAAAUGCCAAGCAGAAAAUAUAGCCAUUAACCAUCUUGCGUCAUGUAAUAAUGAACGAUCAGAUCUUAAAGAUCAAAAUAUUGUUUCUUCUAGAAUACACACAUCCCGGGAAGAACCUCGUAAACGUGGAUUCGCAAUGACUCUCCUACCUAGUACCUACAUGAAGAGAAAGAAGCAUUGGUCAGAUGAUGAACAAUCGGCAGGUGAUGAUGAUGACGAUGAUGAUGCUGAUGAAAAUUACGAUCAUGAUGACGACGGAGAAGGAAGCUAUGAUGAAGAAACAGGAGAAAUACAACACGAUUCUGAUAAAAGCAGAUUAUCGGCAGAGCUCGUUGAGAGAUUGAUAGGUGCGUUUGUAGAUGUGACAAAGAACAUGCAACAACUGUGGCAGUACCAUCUUCGCAGCACCUCUUUGAUUGAAGACAAACUAUGUAACAAGGACAUGGAUACCUUUGUUCAAGAAAAGAGAGACGAAAUCCAGAAGAUAAUUACUGGCUAUUCCUAUAAAGUUUAUGGUAAUUUACCUAUAUCAUACUACAACGAGAGAGCAUUCCAUGUGAUAUCACGCCUAUGCUUGCUACGUGAUACCAAACAUGAAGAAAAUGAGGAGAAAUACAAGGCUAGAGCAACGCAGAAAGCUGCCGUCCUCUGCGCUCUUUCUAUCGUGCCGUCAGGGGGCGCUGUAUCACAUCAGCUUUCAUCGAGACAAAAACAUUUAUACACCGCUCUAUUAAACUCUCUCAAAGGAAAGCAAAAUGGAAACGAUGCUAUAUGAACUGAAUCCACAGCACUCACGUGAAGACGAAUUGAUAAGCACCGUAUCAAGGAAUAGGACCAUCCACCUCCAAUGGGUCAAAGAGAGAUUUCCUCACCCCAUUUACCCGCUUGUAUUUAUCUGGAAAAGCUUCUAUAAUUGUGAUCAUUUAUUAUUUUUGGGAAGGUAUGAAAUUGUAUGAAAUGCAAUGCACUUGGCAUAUUCAAACACGCAGAAAAUUAAGUUCUAUGAUCAUGUAUGCCAGAACUAAAGUUUGUAAAUAUACAGUUUUUACUCUUGAAAGUGUCCCCCCCCCCCCCCUUUUGAAAGUGAGGACUUUUUUUGCUUGUCAAAUUUUCCGCGGACGAGAUGACCUUCAAUUUUAGGUAAAAACACAAUUAUUGACUCGAUGUGGAAUCUAAUGAAUAUCAAUUUGUCCUUUAUUUUCUUUGGAAAACGAUUUAAGUUUUGGAACCGAAUACCCAGGUUUCACUACAAGCGCGCACUGAGCUCGAGUAGCCUGCCUGAGACUGAGUUAGAUCAUGGACCUAGGUCUGACGUCGCGUCCAUGGUAACUUAGAUCUAGACCUACGCCUGUUCGCGCUAUAGCGCUAGACUACGAAUUUAGCGUCUGUUAUUGAUCGAAGCCAAAGCCAAAGAGGGGAAAGAAAAGUCAACAAACUGCCGUAUUCUUGUCAUAUUCCAUGCCAUUUGGUAAUUGUGAAUGUUGCUGACGGUUACUGAUAUUUCACAGAUGGAACUUUACGUGAAAUAUUCAAAUAUUUUACAACGAUGUUGUUGGCAUUAUUUACUUCGGUCCCACGUGUGUCAUUUGGUGUAAUAGAUCUAUAGAUAGAUCUACUACUUUACUAGAGAUUCGUGCAUUCAUGGUACGUAAAUCGCUCGACGCAAAAGAAACGCUGACUUGGCCUGUGUGGUAAACUUAUGCCUAAAGGAUUUGGAUGUGGAUAGGAGAGAGUACAGACCGGCUACAUGUUGUAUGUACAGCAAACAACAUGCUCUGUGAUUUAUAACGCUAUCAUCACUCCAGACUGAUUCAUGCAGAUUCAACAGAAGAAACGGCUGUCAAACAUUCGGAGCAGUCGUCAUAAGAAUAACCCAGUACUUGAUAAAAAGUGUGAAAGAAGCACAUUGCAGUUAAAAAUUGCUAAGAUAUUUAACUAUGUUGGAGUUGUAUUCAUUCUGUUGUUACUCUUUGUAUCAUCGACUACCGUUACUUUUUUUACCAUCCCUGAAGUAGUGGAAAAACUUGGUUUCAUUGCAUGGAAGCACCUGAUGUUUACCACAUUUGCCUUGGGAUCUACCUUUGCAAAUUUUCUACUGGCUGUAUUUACAAACACGUCAAUACCAAGCAAUUAUGAGUUAAGAGGAGGGACUAAGACUUCACUGCCAAUCCGUGCCCAUUAUUGUAGUUUGUGUAAAUCUGCAAUUCUGAAACAUGAUCAUCACUGCUAUGUGCUUGGAAAGUGCAUUGGGUAUCAUAAUCAGAAGUAUUUCAUCUGGUUUUGCUGGUACUCGAUGGUGACGGCUUUCUACUCUUUGUUCCUGACGGCCUUGUACCUGAGUUUAGCCCAUUCGGUGGAGUUCCCUGGUGCCUGGACCUACUUUCUCCUUCUACCCAGGGCUGUGGUAGGCUGGUUUUCUGGCCAUACUGAUGUAAUGGAGCUUGCAUUUACUCUGCUACUCUACAUCCAAUUGGUCGGUGGCUUUGUAGCUGCUGGGUUCUUUGUAUGGCAGAUUUUCUUGGUAAUAACAGGGUUGACAACACAUGAGGCCCUCUAUGGAGAGAAGUUUAGACUGAAACGCCAGGCAGGAAUGUACGCUAAAUGGACUGAAGUCUUUGGAAAAUACUGGUUUAUUGGAAUGGUUGUACCAUUGCCAUUCCCUCAAUGUGGUAAUGGGUUGUAUGAAAAACUGGAGAAUUGAGAAUCUAUGUUUAUGCAUGUAAUAUUUUGAGUUUGGAUUGAUUUUGCUAACCUUUUUUUUGUUUUGUCUACUGGGGAAGUCCUCAUGAUGAGUUCAUUGGGAUUAAAACUGUAAAAAAAAAUUAAUCAGCAAUUAAGGUUUGGUGAAAUUCUUUCAGAGGAUAAUAACAUCAUGCAUUAGAAGUUUGUAGCAUUAAGUGAGAGUUGCUCUCCCAUUAAGUUGUCAUUUUCAAAUUGGUCACAAUGACAUUAAUAAGUGUUUUGCAUACAUGUAGUAGUGUUAAUGAAAUUUUGCAGGGUUUAGCAGGGCUAAGAUUUUAAUUUCUGUGUUAACUUUGGAUUAAUUCUACUUUUCUUACAUGUACUUGGUAUUCAGUGGAUAAUCUACACAUGCUAUAAAAUAUCUAAUCACUAGCCUUGAGUUUUGGUUUUCAUAGAUGUUGGAUAUUUUCUUUGUUAAUACAAGUGAAAACUGAAAGUGUGGUAGAUCAAUUCUAACAAUACUGCAUUUCAGGAUGGUGUCCCUAUAUCUAAGUUCUUUUUCAAAACAUUUUAUAAAUAAUUCCUUUUUCAAAUAUAAAACAUAAUAUGCAAAAAUAUCCCUGCUAACCCAAAGGUAUUCCAGUGGUCUAAAGGACCUUAGUUCCAGCUUUUUUACUGUCCAUCAUUUAC